GGCCGGGCCGGGUAGGCCAGGCGAUGCACACCUCUACUAAGUUACGCCCAAUCAAACGACCAUCUUUAGUUACCGAGUGUUAUUAUCAUUCUUCCUUAAACAACACACUUUUAAGCAAACACCCUGAAUUUCAAAUUUCUCGUCUUUCACGGAUCUGAAUACCUUAUCGUCUGUGCUCGAGAUUUUAUUUUGAGAAUUUUUUUCCCUGGUCCUUUGUUUCAUUUGUAAUUUGCUACAAUAAACUAUGCAGUCCGUACCAUCGCAAGCAAUACGCCCUCUAUCUCACAACGCUUCUUUGUCAUCUUCUCGUCUCCCUUUCUUCUCCUUUUCACUCCCUAUUUUCCACAAAUUCAAAAUCAACCCCUCAAUUUACAAUAAAUCACAAAAAGUUCCUUUGUUUUUGACGCUACGGUGUUGUAGUUCGGGCUCUGUAACUGCCAAGCAUUCUUCGGAGCUUCGUCGGAAUCGUGACGUUCAAGAACCCGACGAAAAGGUUGUUGCUCUUCGCCGGUUAUUUUCGAAGCCUGGAAUUGGUAUUGAUGCCUAUAUCAUCCCUUCUCAGGAUGCUCAUCAGAGUGAGUUCAUCGCUGAAUGCUACAUGAGGAGAGCCUAUAUAUCAGGCUUUACUGGCAGUGCGGGGACUGCAGUUGUCACAAAGGAUAAAGCAGCUCUAUGGACCGAUGGCCGAUAUUUUCUGCAGGCUGAGAAGCAGUUGAGCUCGAGCUGGAUUCUCAUGCGUUAUACCCGUUAUUCUUGCUCGGUUGUUUCUGAUGAUGUGAUAAUUUGAAGGGAUCAGUUUCUUUUUUCUCAUGAUGCCGCAAAAGAACUGAAGGAGGCUAUAUCUAAGAAGAAUCUCGAGUUGGUUUUCUUGUAUGAUUUAAAUCUCGUGGAUGAAAUAUGGAAAGAAUCAAGGCCGAAACCCCCAAACAAUCCAAUUAGAGUACAUGAUAUGAAGUAUGCUGGUUUAGAUGUGGCAUCCAAAUUAUCUUCCUUGAGGGCUGAACUUGUUGGCACUGGUGCAUCAGCAAUCGUUAUAUCCAUGCUCGAUGAAGUUGCCUGGUUGCUGAACUUGAGAGGAAGUGAUGUCCCACAUUCACCUGUUAUGUAUGCGUACUUAAUUGUGGAGGUUGAUGGGGCAAAGUUAUUUGUAGAUAAUUCUAAAGUCACCAAAGAGGUGAUGGAUCAUUUGAAGAAUGCAAGCGUAGAGUUAAGGCCUUAUGAUUCCAUCCUUUCUGAAAUAAAGAGACUUGCAGCUCAAGGCGCUCAACUGUGGCUAGAUACAUCAUCUGUUAAUGCUGCUAUUGUGGAGACAUACAAGUCUGCUUUGGAUAAAUAUUGUUCGAACCAUGGGAGUAAAGGAAAAAUAAAGAAUAAGAGAUAUGAUGAAUCCAAUGGUCUUUCAGAAGGUCCUUCUGGAGUUUAUAUGCGAUCCCCGAUCUCCCUGGCGAAGGCCUUGAAAAAUCCCGCUGAAUUAGAAGGAAUGCAGAAUUGCCAUUUAAGAGAUGCAGCAGCUUUGGCACAAUUCUGGUGCUGGCUGGAAGAGGAAAUUCAUAACAAUGUGGAACUUAUAGAGGUAGAUGUUGCAGACAAACUUCUUGAAUUCCGUGCAAAGAAAGAAGGUUUCCUAGAUACAAGCUUUGAUACAAUAAGUGGCUCAGGUGCAAAUGGUGCUAUUAUACACUACAGAGCUGAAAGAGGAAGUUGUAGUGUUGUGGAUCCGAAUAAAUUGUUCUUAUUGGAUAGUGGAGCUCAAUAUAUUGAUGGAACAACUGACAUAACAAGAACAGUACAUUUUGGUGAACCAACUGCCAGGGAAAAGGAAUGCUUCACCCGAGUUCUAAAGGGUCACAUUGCACUUGACCAGGCAGUAUUCCCCGAAAACACUCCAGGUUUUGUGUUGGAUGGAUUUGCUCGCUCUUCCCUUUGGAAGAUUGGACUUGAUUACCGCCAUGGCACAGGACAUGGUGUUGGAGCUGCAUUGAAUGUUCAUGAAGGCCCACAAAGUAUUAGCUAUAGAUAUGGAAAUACAACUCCCCUACAGAAAGGCAUGAUUGUUAGCAACGAACCUGGUUAUUAUGAAGACCAUGCUUUUGGCAUUCGGAUUGAGAAUCUCCUCCAUGUGCAAGAGAUUAAUACACCAAAUCGUUAUGGAGGAAUUGAAUAUCUUGGAUUCGAAAAGCUAACAUUUUUCCCCAUUCAGGCUAAGUUGGUCGACAUAUCUUUGAUCUCCGAUGAUGAAAUUGAAUGGCUCAACAAUUACCAUUCCCAAGUCUGGGAAAAGGUUUCGCCAUUGGUGGAAGGUUCAGCUCGUCAAUGGCUAUGGAACAAUACACGAGUAAUUCACAAACGGUGAAUCCAGUACUGAAUCUUCCCAUUUGCUUUCAGCCCCAAAAAAUUGAAUUUCCAGAAAUGAAUCCCGUUAGUUUGUUUCCUCCACACGAUUGCUAUUGAUUUGGGGAUCAUUACAUUUUGUAUAAAGCAUAGCAUUUCAAUACAUGUAACCACACAGGCCCCCCUAAUGCAUCAAUCUCCUAGAGGGUAUAUAACUUGAAAGCCUACUUAGGUUGAACUUUUUUGUCACAGAAGUCUGAAACCAAAUGGAAUAGUUGGCCAUAAAUGUGACGAUUUGAAAUUAUUAAUUUCAAUAGAUAUAUAUUAAAAA
Messenger RNA from Gossypium arboreum, 2662 nucleotides. Its product is annotated as aminopeptidase P2-like. NCBI's taxonomy places the organism in Eukaryota, Viridiplantae, Streptophyta, Magnoliopsida, Malvales, Malvaceae. Gene Ontology annotation, molecular function: metalloaminopeptidase activity. The record is from RefSeq and is a predicted model, not a curated record.